Messenger RNA from Dermochelys coriacea (leatherback sea turtle), 1379 nucleotides. It is a transcript of the gene ANXA10, whose product is annotated as annexin A10. The record is from RefSeq and is a predicted model, not a curated record. Gene Ontology annotation, molecular function: calcium ion binding; calcium-dependent phospholipid binding. Gene Ontology annotation, cellular component: cytoplasm. The transcript is spliced from 12 exons. Lineage: Eukaryota; Metazoa; Chordata; Testudines; Dermochelyidae. The coding region runs from base 1 to 966 and encodes 321 amino acids.
AUGACUCAGAUACAAGGAACAAUCUUCCCAGCACCAAAUUUCAAUCCAGUUAUGGAUGCCCAGAUGCUUGGGGGAGCCCUACAGGGAAUAGGUUGUGAAAAGGACAUGGUGAUUGAUAUUCUAACACAGCGUUGCAAUGCACAAAGACUUAUGAUUGCAGAGGCUUACAGGGACAUGUAUGGCAGGGAUUUGAUUAUGGACCUGAAAGAGAAUCUCUCUCAUCACUUCAAAGACAUUAUGGUUGGCCUGAUGUAUCCACCUGCAUCCUAUGAUGCCCAUGAGCUCUGGCAUGCCAUGAAGGGAGCAGACAUGGAAGAGAACUGUCUAAUUGAUAUAUUAGCCUCAAGAUCAAAUGGGGAGAUCUUCCAAAUGAAAGAAGCCUACUUAAUGCAAUACAACAAUGAUCUUCAACAAAACAUUUAUUCUGAGACUUCAGGCCACUUCAGAGACGCACUUAUGAACCUCGCUCAGGGAACCCGGGAGGAAGGAUAUGCAGAUCCUGCUAUGGCUGCUCAGGAUGCAAUGGUCCUAUGGGAAGCAUGUCAGCAGAAAACAGGGGAACACAAAAACAUGAUGCAAAUGAUCUUGUGCAACAAGAGUUACCAGCAGUUGUGGAUGGUUUUUCAGGAGUUCCAAAACAUCUCUGGGCAAGAUAUAGUAGAUGCUAUUAAUGAAUGUUACGAUGGAUCCUUUCAAGAACUGCUGGUAGCAAUAGUUCUCUGUGUUCGAGAUAAAUCUUCCUAUUUUGCAUAUAGGCUUUACAAUGCAAUCCAUGAGUAUGGUUUCCAUAAUAAAACUGUUAUCAGGAUUCUGAUUGCCAGAAGUGAAAUAGAUCUGAUGAAUAUAAGACAACGAUACAAAGAGAGAUAUGGGAAAUCUCUGUUUCAUGAUAUCAAACAUUUUGCUUCAGGACAUUAUGAGACAGCUUUACUUGCCAUCUGUGCUGGUGAUGCUGAAGAUUAUUAAAGGAAGAAGAUAAUGAAUUUUGAAAGCUGUAUGGAUCCAUUUUUAAUAAAAAUCCAAGCUAGACACAUUUCCUAUAACUAUUGGUUAUUCCUGCACUAUAUAAAAAAGUGGACAUAUCAAUAAUAGAUAUUUUCUAACUUUAAAUCUUUUUGAAAACAAGACAAGUAUACAAACUUGUUUUCUCAGGAAUAUGAUUUUUCCCAACUUGUGAAGAAAUGCUGUUAUUGUGAACUGCAUUAUCUAAUGUAAAAUUAAUACAAAUUCUAUUUAACUAAAAUGUAUGUGUAUUAUUUUGCCUUACGAUGGGGUUUACAGACACCACGCCAAGGGAAUGAUGGAGCAAGAAGGCCCUGCUCCUCCACAGCUGCAAAGCAUACUUCAAAUGGAAGACCUGUUUUGAAGGGGACAUUGAC